Messenger RNA from Panicum hallii, 1343 nucleotides. RefSeq names its product xyloglucan endotransglycosylase/hydrolase protein 8-like. Lineage: Eukaryota; Viridiplantae; Streptophyta; Magnoliopsida; Poales; Poaceae. Gene Ontology annotation, biological process: cell wall biogenesis; xyloglucan metabolic process. Gene Ontology annotation, cellular component: cell wall; apoplast. The record is from RefSeq and is a predicted model, not a curated record. The coding region runs from base 175 to 1023 and encodes 282 amino acids. The transcript is spliced from 2 exons. Gene Ontology annotation, molecular function: hydrolase activity, hydrolyzing O-glycosyl compounds; xyloglucan:xyloglucosyl transferase activity.
CUUCUGCCCCAAAGCAGAGCUCCCAGCAGUAUAAAGCCGGCGCCACCUCCUGUGCCUGGCCGCACUCAACCAACCAGCCGCGCUUGUGUACACUCCACUCGUCCCAGCUAGCCUCUGCUCAUCCAGCUCCUCCACCCAAGGGAUCGACCAGCCAAGAAGCAGAGGCGGCCGUCCAUGGCGGCGCGGCGGGCCCUGUCCGCGGCGGUGGCGGUGGCGCUGCUGGCGGCGUCGGCGUCGGCGGACUCGUGGCUGUACGAGAAGUUCACCACGGACGGCCACGUGCGCGCGGACUACAACGCGCAGGGGCAGCAGGUGACGUCGCUCAUCCUCGACCGGCAGUCCGGCGGCGCCUUCUACUCCCGCCAGAAGUACCUCUACGGCGUCUUCAGCAUCCAGAUGAAGCUCAUCCGCGGCAACUCCGCCGGCACCGUCACGUCCUUCUACCUGACCUCCGGCGACGGCCCCGGGCACGACGAGAUCGACAUGGAGUUCAUGGGCAACUCCACCGGCGAGCCGGUGGUGCUCAACACCAACGUCUGGGCCGCCGGCGACGGCAAGAAGGAGCAGCAGUUCUACCUGUGGUUCGACCCGGCCGCCGACUUCCACACCUACACCAUCAUCUGGAACGAGCAGAACAUCAUCUUCAAGGUGGACGACCUCUUCAUCCGCAGCUUCCGGCGCCACGCCGACCUGCCGUACCCCGGCGGGAAGCCCAUGUCGGUGCACGCCACGCUCUGGGACGGCAGCUUCUGGGCCACGCAGCAGGGGAAGGUGAAGGUGGACUGGGCCGGCGCGCCCUUCGUCGUCUCCUACCGCGGCUACUCCGCCGACGCCUGCACGCCCAACGGCGAGGGGAAGCCGCUCGCCUGCCCCGCCGGCACCGACCGCUGGAUGAGCCGGCAGCUCGACGCCGCCGAGUGGGGCACCGUGGCGUGGGCGAAGCAGAACUACAUGCACUACAACUACUGCGAGGACGGCUGGAGGUUCCCGCAGGGGUUCCCCGCCGAGUGCUCCCGCAACUGAUUGCUUGCUUUGAUGAUCUACCAGUUGCCUGGGCGAUUGUUCUUGAUUGAUCGAUUGGGUUCUGGGAUGAUGGUGAUUCAAAUCCAGUCCUUGGUGUUUCUUCAUUUGUCCUUCCUCGGGUCGAUGGACAGGACUGGACGAUUGUUGGUUGCAUCUACAUCUGCGAUUUCUUGGCUCCCCCCAUGUACAUUUUGCCACCCAUACUGUUCUUGAUUUGGUUCUCUCGUUUCCUUUUUUCUUGCUGUUAUACCGUUGGUUAUUGUCACUGAGACAGAGGGGUUACAGUUACACAGAUAAUAAAGGUGAAUUCUUCGGGUAAA